AUGGCUUCCAAUUCAUCCACCGACUUUGGUGGAAGCACCUUCGAUCCAGAGAAUGUCAAUCUGACCUCUGCUGACCCUCGAGAUGUGAUCUGUGCCCUUGCGGAAUCGGGGAAUGACUAUAAUGGACAACUUGGCGCAAGGAUAUCGGCUCUCUUCGUCAUCCUCAUCGUCUCAUCUGCAGCGACAUUCUUCCCUGUUUUCGCAAAGAGAAUCCCACGCCUCCACAUUCCACUCUAUGUGUACCUAUUCGCGCGGUACUUUGGUGCAGGAGUUAUCGUCGCCACGGCCUUUAUCCACCUACUUGAUCCGGCAUAUGCUGAGAUCGGACCUGAAACGUGUGUCGGCAUGACAGGAGGCUGGGCCGACUAUGCAUGGUGUCCGGCUAUUGUCCUCACUUCUGUGGUGGUUAUCUUCCUCUUUGAUUUCGGCGCCGAACGAUAUGUAGAAGUAAAAUACGGCAUCGACAGUGAAGCAGACUUGCAAGAAGCGGUAACCGGGUAUACCGACAGAAUGCCAACCGAGGCACAGCGGGACCGAGCGAUGAGCACUGCGUCAAUACGUCGCGAACAUGAAGAGCGACGGAAGUCGUCUGCGUAUGAGAAGAGGUUCAUGGAGGAUUUCGCCGUGGAUGAAGAAGACAGUGAGAUUCGCAAGAACUCGUUCCGACAACAAAUCGCCGCCUUCCUGAUUCUGGAAUUUGGCGUUAUCUUCCACUCCGUGGUUAUCGGCCUCAAUCUAGGUGUCGUGGGAGACGAAUUCAGCACUCUGUACCCAGUUUUGGUCUUCCACCAGUCCUUCGAAGGACUCGGGAUUGGUGCGAGAAUGUCGGCUAUCCCGUUCAAGCGGGGGAGCUGGUUGCCGUGGAUCCUUUGCGCCGCCUACGGACUGACGACGCCCAUUGCCAUCGCCAUCGGCCUAGGAGUCCGGACGACAUAUAACCCCAACUCUUUUACAGCGAACGUGGUCAGUGGCGUCUUGGAUUCCAUGUCCGCCGGCAUUCUGAUCUAUACUGGACUUGUCGAGUUGCUGGCGCGGGACUUUCUGUUCAAUCCUCUGCGGACGAAGGAUAACAAGCGACUGGCGUUCAUGAUUCUCAAUGUGUUGUUGGGUGCGGGUUUGAUGGCCUUGCUUGGGAAAUGGGCUUAG
This is a messenger RNA of Cladophialophora psammophila CBS 110553, 1146 nucleotides long. RefSeq lists its product as uncharacterized. The transcript is spliced from 2 exons. The coding region runs from base 1 to 1146 and encodes 381 amino acids. The record is from RefSeq and is a predicted model, not a curated record. Gene Ontology annotation, biological process: zinc ion import across plasma membrane. Gene Ontology annotation, molecular function: high-affinity zinc transmembrane transporter activity. Gene Ontology annotation, cellular component: plasma membrane. NCBI's taxonomy places the organism in Eukaryota, Fungi, Ascomycota, Eurotiomycetes, Chaetothyriales, Herpotrichiellaceae.